AAAAUGUCACCGUCUUGUCGCGGCUAGUCCAGUUGCCUGCGGAAUUUUGUAAAUUUUCGCACUUUUGUUGGCGAAAAUCGCAUUUCUCUUCCAUCGGCACACGUCCGGACGUUUUACCGCUGCAUUAGUUCCUUUCUAUCAGUGACGGAACCCGUUUUAUACCGACUAUGGCUGAUUUUCUCGAUUCGGAAGCGGAAGAGUCCGAUCAAGAGGAUGAGGAAGAGUUGGAUCAAAAUGAGCGGAAAAAGCUCAAGAAGAUGAAGGCAAUGGCGGACAGCAGCGAGGAAGAUGACGAUGAAGAUGACGAGGAUCGCCUGCGUGAGGAGCUGAAGGACUUGAUAGACGACAACCCCAUCGAGGAGGACGAUGCUAGCGAUGGGGAAGACUCCGACGCGUCUGGGAAUUCGAAGAAACGGAAGAAAAGCGACGACGAUGACGAACUGGACGAUCGCUUGGAGGAUGAGGAUUACGAUUUGAUCGAGGAGAAUUUGGGGGUGAAAGUGGAGCGCAGGAAACGUUUUAAGCGACUGCGGCGCAUCCAGGAUGAGGAGAGUGACGGCGAGGAUGACGCUGACGAGGGAAUGGAAAAAGAGGCGAUCGCUGGGGAGCUUUUCGAAGGCAGCGAUGACGAACGAGAAGUGCAAAAGGAGGUAGAGAGGCGAUCUGAACGCAGCCAAAGGGAGGCAGAGGUCGAGCAGUUUGACGAGGAGGAGGACGAGGAAUCAGACGCGGACGACUUUAUCGUGGAUGACGAUGGUCGCCCAAUUGCCGAGAAAAAGAAGAAGCGUCGAGCCAUCUUCGGAGAUGCGUCGCUACAAGAAGGUCAAGAUAUUUUCGGCGUUGAUUUCGAUUACGACGACUUUGCCAAAUAUGAUGACGACGAAUACGAAGAAGAAUCUGAUGCAGAUGAAUACGAAGAGGACUUCGAUGGCAAUGAACGCGAAAAACGUCCAAAGAAGGCCACGAAAAAGAAAAUGACGAAAAAAUCUAUUUUCGAAAUCUAUGAGCCAAGCGAAUUGAAACGUGGCCACUUCACUGAUUUGGAUAACGAAAUUCGUAAGACAGAUAUCCCGGAAAGGAUGCAACUGCGCGAUGUACCUAUUGUAGCCGUUCCCGAAGGAUCUUCAGAACUUGAAGAUGAAGCCGAAUGGAUUUAUAAACAAGCAUUCUGCAAGCCGACCGUGUCGCAACAAGAGACAAAUGAAGGUGGUCCGCGUGACCGUGGACGUAAACCGCCGAGCGCAAUUGGGAAAAUCAAACAAGCAUUAGAUUUCAUGCGCAAUCAACAGUUGGAAGUACCGUUCAUAGCUUUCUACAGGAAAGAGUAUGUCCAGCCUGAACUGAAUAUCAAUGACCUGUGGAAAGUGUACCGCUUUGAUGCGCGCUGGUGCCAACUCCUUGCUCGUAAGAAAAGUCUCAUUACGUUAUUUGAAAAAAUGCGCAACUUUCAACUGGACGCAAUCAUGCAGAAUCCAGAUGCUCCCCUGCCUGACGAUGUUCGAUUAAUUAGAGAUGAGGAUAUCGAUCGACUAAGAGCUGUACAAACACCUGAGGAGUUGAAGGAUGUUCAUAUGCAUUUCCUACUAUAUUACGCGCAAGAUAUUCCAAAAAUGCAGGAAGCUUGGCGAAAGAAGGAACGAGAACGCCGGAAGCAAGAGAGAAUUGAAGCCAGAAGAAAAGAACUCGAAAAUCUGGAGGAAGGUGCUGAGCCGCCACCAGAAAUAGAAGAUGAGGAAGAUUUGGAGGAAGACCAUCCUGAAGAGCAAUUAAAACAGGCAGGCGAUUCGGGUCCCUAUGCAAUGUGUAAGAAAGCCGGAAUUUGUGGCCUUGCGAAACGCUUCGGAUUGACACCAGAGCAAUUCGCCGAGAAUCUGAGAGACAAUUACCAACGCCAUGAAGUUGAACAGGAGCCCAUUGAACCCAAUGAUUUGGCUAAGCAAUACUUAUGUCCGAAAUUUAUGACUGUUGAUGAAGUGUUGCAUGCGGGCAAGUUCGUUGUGGCCCGGCAAUUAGCGAAAGAGCCCUUAUUGCGGAAAUGUGUUCGUGAAAUUUAUUUCGAGCGAGCGAAAAUUUGCGUACGACCAACAAAGAAAGGAGCCAAGGAAAUCGAUGAGAAUCAUCCGUGUUACAGCAUGAAAUAUCUGAAAAGCAAACCAGUCAGAGAUCUAGCUGGAGAACAAUUCUUGCGUUUAAUUAUUGCAGAAGAAGAUAAGUUAUUAGAAGUCACUAUCCUCGAUAAAAUUGAAGGACACACAACUAGCUCAUUUCUAGAUGAAGCGAAAAAGCUUUAUGAACGUGAUGAGUUCUCGAAAAAUGUGCAGGAUUGGAAUGCCUUAAGGACCGAGUGUGUUGAAUUGGCUCUAACAAAAAUGGUGUUGCCGGACAUGCGGAAAGAAUUGAAAUCAAUUCUUAUUGCCGAAGCUAAAGAGGCGGUUCUGCGAGCUUGUUGCCGAAAGCUAUACAAUUGGAUAAAAAUCGCUCCAUAUGUACCAUCAUUCACUGAAGAAGAUGAUUAUGAUUGGGAGACCACAAAGGGCAUUCGCGCAAUGGGCCUGGCAUAUGUCCCGGACUACAACCAAGCAGCUUUCUGCGCAAUAACAAGUCCAGAAGGAGAGGUGACUGAUUAUCUCCGCGUCCCCCAUAUUUUGAAGCGGAAAAAUUCCUAUCGGCUUGAUGAGAAGACUCUGAAGGAGUCCGAUAUAUCAAAUUUGAAAGCGUUCAUUAGAAAUAAGAAGCCACACGUCAUAGCCAUAGGCGGCGAGUCCCGAGAAGCAUGUAUGAUACAGCAAGAUCUGCAAGAAAUUAUCAAAGAGCUUGUCGAGGAAGAACAGUUUCCCAAUGUGGCGGUGGAAAUUGUCGACAACGAAUUGGCGAAAAUUUACGCCAAUUCGAAUAAGGGACAAUCCGAUUUUCGUGAAUAUCCAGACCUUCUGCGACAGGCAGUUUCUAUUGCUAGAAAAAUGCAAGAUCCACUUGUUGAGUACUCGCAACUUUGCACUGCGGAUGAGGAAAUUUUGUGCUUACGAUAUCACACUCUCCAGGAUCAGCUACCCAAAGACGAACUCCUAGAACAUCUCUAUUUGGAGUUCAUCAACAGGACGAAUGAAGUGGGCGUUGAUAUUAAUCUGGCCGUCCAGAAUUCCUUAACUAUCAAUUUAGUGCAAUUCAUAUGCGGUCUAGGUCCCAGGAAAGGUCAAGCCUUAAUUAAAAUUUUGAAGCAGACGAAUCAACGGCUGGAGAAUCGUACUCAGCUUGUAACUGCAUGUCACAUGGGCCCUAAAGUGUUCAUCAACUGCUCCGGAUUCAUAAAGAUCGACACUAAUUCGUUGGGCGACAGUACUGAAGCGUAUGUGGAAGUUUUGGAUGGAUCUAGAGUGCAUCCGGAAACAUACGAAUGGGCCCGAAAAAUGGCUGUGGAUGCUUUAGAAUAUGAUGAUGAGGAGGCGAACCCCGCCGGAGCGCUGGAAGAAAUUCUCGAGUCUCCGGAACGGUUGAAAGAUUUAGAUCUCGAUGCUUUCGCUGUCGAACUGGAGCGUCAAGGAUUCGGCAAUAAGAGCAUUACUCUAUAUGAUAUCCGUGCGGAAUUGAAUUCGCGCUAUAAAGACUUGCGAACGCCGUUUCGCUCUGCAAAUCCGGAAGAACUGUUUGAUAUGUUGACAAAAGAAACCCCUGAAACAUUCUACGUGGGAAAAAUGGUUUUGGCUUCUGUAGUUGGUAUUUCGCACCGGAAACCUCAAGGCGAGCAAUUAGACCAAGCAAAUCCAGUCCGCAACGAUGAGACUGGACAUUGGCAGUGUCCUUUCUGCCUGAAAGAUGAUUUUCCUGAAUUGUCUGAGGUGUGGAAUCACUUUGACGCUGGUGCUUGCCCUGGACAAGCAACAGGUGUAAAAUUACGUCUAGAUAACGGAUUAUCGGGAUUCAUACAUAUUAAAAAUCUUUCUGACAAACAUGUUCGAAAUCCCGAGGAGCGAGUACAAAUCGGGCAAGCGAUUCACGUGAGAAUAACGAAAAUUGAUGUGGAAAGGUUUUCUGUGGAUUGUUCGUCAAAGAGCUCAGAUCUUAUGGACAAAAACCAUGAAUGGCGGCCUCGAAAAGACAAUUUUUACGACCAAGAACAGGAGGACAAAGACAACCGGAAAGAAGAUGACUCUAAAAAAACGAAGGCGCGACAGCAGUACGUGAAGCGAGUUAUAGUCCAUCCAGCAUUUCAUAAUAAAUCGUAUGCAGAGGUCAUCAAAAUUAUGGAAGACAUGGAUCAGGGCGAGGCGAUUGUCAGGCCCUCAAGCAAAGGGGCGGAUCACUUAACGGUGACAUGGAAGGUUUGCAAAGAUAUCUAUCAACAUAUUGAUGUUCGGGAAGAGGGCAAGGAGAACGCCUUCAGUUUGGGGCAAAGCCUUUGGAUCGGCAAUGAGGAAUUCGAAGAUUUGGAUGAAAUCAUUGCUCGGCACGUGACACCGAUGGCUGCGCAUGCCAGGGAUUUGUUGAGUUAUAAGUAUUACCGCGACGCUGAUGGUGGUAUGAAAGAUAAAAUGGAAGAAUUACUCAAAGAGGAAAAAAAGAAGGAUCCAAAGAAAAUUCAUUAUUUUGUCUCAGCAUCGAAAAAUUAUCCCGGUCGGUUCCUGCUCUCAUACUUGCCAAAGCAGAAGUGUCGACAUGAAUAUGUGACAGUGACCCCGGAGGGCUUUCGGUACAGGUCGAAAGUGUUUGAAUCAAUUAACUCAUUCCUAAAAUGGUUCAAAGAACAUUUUGCCGAUCCUCUUCCCGGCAAUACACCAUCGAUUACACCACGUGCGGGAGCAACUUCGCGUACACCGUCGUAUUCUACCCCGUCUCUGAGCAUGAAUUCUGAUGCAAUUCAAAAGGUGGCGCAAACUAUGCCAUCGCACAUGCUCCAUUCGCUUUCACAGGUCGCAGGCCAAACACCGCAUUACCCUAACACUCCCGGCUAUGGUCAAAGUGCUUAUAUCAAUACUCCAUACACGCCAAGCGGGCAAACUCCGUUCAUGACGCCGUAUCACACGCCGCAUAGCUCCCAGACUCCUCGUUACGGCCAAAGCACUCCCAGCCAAACGCCAUCUUACUCGAACGGACCAUUCCUUCGGCCGGGUCCACCGCCAGUUGCUUCUUCACGAACAUCAGGAUCGGUUCAUUCGUCGCCACAAUCGUACGGCCGGUCACCACGAAUGUACAAUAAUCCACCCCACAACCCGCCACACAAUUCGCAUCCCCGUGGAUAUGGUGGUGGAAGCGCUGCUGCAGCCCAUCAAGAAAGCAUGGAUUGGCAAAAGGCGGCAGAUGCCUGGGCCCGAAUCAAACCCAGUUCUGGCACGCCCCGUGAUAUGGGCGGCAGAGGCACACCUCGCGGACAGCAACGAACCCCACGCUACGACGAGUAUCAACCGCGCAAAACACCGCAAUACGACGAGCGGCCGAUGAGCCGCGGUGGCAUGGGUGGAGGACGUGGUGGCGCCGGUGGCAACAACUACUUCAAGAGCCCUAAAUCGGUUCGGAGUACGCCGCGAACGAACACAUCGCCACUACCGAUGACGUUAGGUGACGCCACUCCCUUGUAUGACGAGAACUGGGAUAAUGAUUAGGGAAAAAUGAGAGUUUCCAUUUAUUUUUCUGCAAUUUUUAUAAGUUGGAUUAUGUUAUGAAAUCUUUUCUUACUUUAGCUGUAAUGCUUUUCAACUUAGUCAUAAAUAUCGUUUGAGGAAAUAUUUCUUAAGGAAUCGUUUUGUAUGGAGACAGCUUCAUUUGAAUAUUUUUUUUUAAUGCAGAACACAACAUCCAGAAUUUUUAUUGUGAAACGAUGCUUACAAUGAUUAGAGUGAGAGAAAGAGCGUGUGUUUCGUUUUCGAUAAAGAAACGUUAUAAACAGACAAGUUAUGUAUUUAAAGAAGCAAGACAACAUCUGGAAUUAUUAAUAUAAUGAAAUAAUAAAACAAGAGCGUUCUUUUACGAAA
Hermetia illucens (black soldier fly) is the source of this 5966-nucleotide messenger RNA. It is a transcript of the gene Spt6, whose product is annotated as transcription elongation factor SPT6. Gene Ontology annotation, biological process: mRNA transcription by RNA polymerase II; transcription elongation-coupled chromatin remodeling; nucleosome organization. Gene Ontology annotation, molecular function: histone binding; DNA binding; nucleosome binding. The transcript has 7 exons. Bases 168 to 5597 code for a protein of 1809 amino acids. The record is from RefSeq and is a predicted model, not a curated record. Gene Ontology annotation, cellular component: transcription elongation factor complex. Lineage: Eukaryota; Metazoa; Arthropoda; Insecta; Diptera; Stratiomyidae.